AUGAUCACCAGCACCAAUGUGCUCCUGCGCUCUAUGAUAUAUAGCUCUAUGUGGCUUUUUUCACUUCAUACAACCAUUGCACCUUCGCCUGGAGCCGUUUUUGAUUCCGCCUAUGAUAGCUCCUCAGGGAUUGCUGGGACCCGAGAUGUGAGCGCUGUGACGUCUACGAUAGAGACAUCUGGAGCAAGAUUCUCACAUCCUCAGCCUUGUCGGCGAAGUAUGGAUGGCUGCCUUCUUGCUACCGGUCAUCACAUGCCCUCAACUGGAACGUCACCAGCAUCUGAUGCUAGUCGAACUUCCGAAGAAUCCAGAAUCACUCAAACUUUAGCACCACCCAAGUCAUGGAAGACCUCCGCAGCGCUCAACUUGCGCCGCUUGGAAGGAAAAGCUCUGAUGGGCUUCUUUCCAAAAAUAAGAGACGAUUGGAAUCUUGCAUAUGCGGCUUAUGAAGAGGUCCUCGCUGGGGCUGUCAGGUGGAAAGCUGAUUGGGUAGACACUGAGGGUCUGGCCGCGACACUGGCCGAUAUGAGCACCACAAGACAACGCUCCACAAACAUCCUUGGACUGAGUCCAGAGGUGAAAAACUAUAUCUCGCAAGAAAGGCUUCCGCAGUUGUACCAAAAACUCCAAAGCACCCUCCAAGAGGAAUUGGACCACCUCUCAGAGAAUGGAGGACUAAAAAGAGACAUCGACUCUAAAAUUGCGAUUUUGAACCAUUUGUUCAAAUUGGAACUUGGAGACCCAGAACUGGGACCGUAUCUCGACCCCCUAGAACGCAAGCUGUCCUCCCUGAACGAGCAACACGCGCCUACGCCAGAAACGGAGAUCCCUGAGACCUUAUCAACUGCGAAGAUCCCGCCUCGCCUUUCUUUCUCGGCUUUCACCAGACUUCGAGAACAAGCACCAAAAGCACCAAACUCCGAAAGGAUCUGGGCCAAGAUUAAUUAUCAAUUUGAAGCAGAGAAGAACCACCUCGAGUAUCUGAGAGGCCUCAAUAGGCCAAUACUCGGAGAAUGGACUAGCAUAAAACAGCUCACUACAGACUUCAUAGCGAAGGCCGGAGGAUCAGCCUGGAUUGGACCCAAAUUCUACCCACAGAAGCUCAAAGUUUCCGAAUACAAAACACUUCAAGAAAUCAAUCUACAGCGCAGAGCUCUUAUCGAACACGCUACUCGUGUGGCCGCACGCCCUCUACACGACACCAGACUGAGUUCCGAAGAAAUGAAACUUCUCCGGCAGAUCGAAUUGGAAACUCUGAUGAUAGAAGGUGGUUCUGAACAUUCAGACGAAGUCAGGGAAAUACUCGCAGGUUUGGUUAAUGGCGGCAAUCAAGAGGCGAUAGCUUUCCUACGUCAAGUAGACAUCGAGCGAGACUCUACGUCGAACGUGCCAGAGCAAGCAGGCGGUUUGGACUCUUUGAGGUACAAAGAAGGGUGGGAUUUUAAAGCGGCAAACUGUUUCUCCAAUCCCGAGUGCGGAGGUUACGUCACGACCAGUUAUGAUACAUUUCAAGAUGCAUGGUCCCUAUCAGAAGGGGUGACCCAUAAUUUCAAAGUAGAAGACACAAUGCAAUCCUAUAAAACAAUUAAUUUGGUCUGCUUCUGUUCAAGACCAAUUAUUGAAAAAUGA
Melampsora larici-populina 98AG31 is the source of this 1629-nucleotide messenger RNA. RefSeq lists its product as uncharacterized. The record is from RefSeq and is a predicted model, not a curated record. Lineage: Eukaryota; Fungi; Basidiomycota; Pucciniomycetes; Pucciniales; Melampsoraceae. The transcript has 4 exons. The coding region runs from base 1 to 1629 and encodes 542 amino acids.